UCAAUCCUAGGUGUGGGAGUUGAUCUUCCUGUAUGAAGAAGUAGCGGCAGAGUUUACAGCGACAUCAGAGUUUCAAGCUGCAGCAGCGAGUGAGACUGGAACUGCUUCACGAGAUAGUUCCAGGAACACGUCCAUAACUGCGGUGGUCAGUGGCAACAGUGGAGGUGUUCAUUAUGGUGACUCUGGAGGCAGCAGUAAUACAUCAGCACUGGGAGAGACCGUGAUGGAAGGUGGACCACAACAAGACAACUUGAAACAAAUAUUCUCCACCACCUCGGCGUUGCCAUCACUUCUGCGUCUUAAAAUGACUGAGGAUGUAGUGUCGCGCUGCCAGCAGCCUCCAGUCACUGGGAUGUGUCGAGCAAUGUAUCACAUGUGGUAUUACGACUCUGCCAACACGACCUGUAGGAGAUUCAUCUACGGUGGCUGUGGUGGCAACGACAACAACUUCCCGUCGGAGGACCACUGUCGUGCAGCCUGUCCAGGUGAUGAAGCUUGGAUGGUAUACAUCUGGGUGGCUAUUGGCGUUUUCCUGUUGCUAGUGGUGGUGGUGGUGGUCUGGAUGCUGGUCCACUACUGCAGUAAACAGAGCAAUAGUUUCUAUACCACUUACACUGCCUCCUCACCUAUGAAGAAGAGUGAGAGUCCAUCCUGCUUGCUCUCUCCAGAGUUAUAUACUCCUGGGAAGUUCACAGAGUUCUCUUCCCUCCAUGUCUGAUUGUUAACAUGUUAUGACUGAUAAUUCUUCCAGAUACCCUUGAAAGAUUGGGUAUUGACUUGUUUGUGCUUUAAUAAAGAUGCUUGUCUAUUUUAGGCUUUUAGAAAUAGUCUUAAUAUGCAUUCUUCUUUAAAUUGAAUAUGGAUAAUGGAUGGUCGAUAUGUACUGUUGUAUAAAUUGCCAGUAUUUUAGGUAAAUUGUUACUAAUCAAUUAUUGCUUAAAUCUCUUCUUUACCUUGGUGUAUACCAGACAUUACAAGCCAUACACGAAGUAAAAUAACCACCGAGUUUGUCAUGAGAAUUUUUCGCUUGCCUUUAACAGCUGCUCAGAUGGUUGGUAUUUUUUCUUUCACAUUUAACCAAUAGCAAUAUGACUUAAAUAAAGGUUUUAACAUUUUUUUA
Molecule: messenger RNA, 1120 nt
Organism: Cherax quadricarinatus
Lineage: Eukaryota; Metazoa; Arthropoda; Malacostraca; Decapoda; Parastacidae
Source: RefSeq, a predicted model, not a curated record